AUCUCACACUCUUAUACACUGUAAUAGUCAGCCUCUCCACAUCACUUUCCUCGGCUAAGGCGCCGCGCUGUGCUCUCACACACCGACUCCUGAGAAUAUUCCACUUACGCAAAGACGAGAUUAUUCAUAUAGAUUCACGCUUCUUCCAGAUGGACGUCUGCACGAUGCGAUACACAUGGGCGGCUCUCUGCAUCGCCGUGUUAGCCAUGUCAGUUUCAGUGAAAUCUGAGGAGGCUCCGAAUGCUUUAGUGACUUACGAGCUCACCAUGGACAUCACCAACCGCAUCUACAACAGCUCUCUACUCAAGUCCAACUCUUCUGAUUAUGCGAUCUUGUACAAACAAGUUACUGACAUGCUCAACUCCAUCUACGGCUGUGCCACGUGUAAAACACACGUGUUUUAUGGCAAUGUGUCAGCGAUGUCCUUCAGCAAUCAAACUGGAACCGUGCUCGUAAAGGCUAGUCUCGUGUUCCAGUCAAACAAAACCAACGCUGAUGAGAUCAAAGGGCUGUUUAUGAACGCGACCGCUGCCGAUAAGGAAAUAAACGGCCUUAAAGUCAACCCUAAUUUCACACAAGUUUCAGUGAAAUCUGAGGAGGCUCCGAAUGCUUUAGUGACUUACGAGCUCACCAUGGACAUCACCAACCGCAUCUACAACAGCUCUCUACUCAAGUCCAACUCUUCUGAUUAUGCGAUCUUGUACAAACAAGUUACUGACAUGCUCAACUCCAUCUACGGCUGUGCCACGUGUAAAACACACGUGUUUUAUGGCAAUGUGUCAGCGAUGACCUUCAGCAAUCAAACUGGAACCGUGCUCGUAAAGGCUAGUCUCGUGUUCCAGUCAAACAAAACCAACGCUGAUGAGAUCAAAGGGCUGUUUAUGAACGCGACCGCUGCCGAUAAGGAAAUAAACGGCCUUAAAGUCAACCCUAAUUUCACACAAGUUUCAGUGAAAUCUGAGGAGGCUCCGAAUGCUUUAGUGACUUACGAGCUCACCAUGGACAUCACCAACCGCAUCUACAACAGCUCUCUACUCAAGUCCAACUCUUCUGAUUAUGCGAUCUUGUACAAACAAGUUACUGACAUGCUCAACUCCAUCUACGGCUGUGCCACGUGUAAAACACACGUGUUUUAUGUCAAUGUGUCAGCGAUGACCUUCAGCAAUCAAACUGGAACCGUGCUCGUAAAGGCUAGUCUCGUGUUCCAGUCAAACAAAACCAACGCUGAUGAGAUCAAAGGGCUGUUUAUGAACGCGACCGCUGCCGAUAAGGAAAUAAACGGCCUUAAAGUCAACCCUAAUUUCACACAAGUCAUAGCACCACCGUCCACCCCUGCACCAACUGUCUCCAGCACUUCCCAUACAACCAAGUCUCCACUUCUUGCAACUACACACUACAACACCGCCUCGUCCUUUAAUCAAAGUCCCAUUGCUCUGACGUCAAUUCUCCGCUAUACUGUUUCGUUCUGCCUGCUUUACUUCCUCAGCUAUUCUUUUUAAUUGUGUAAACCUGCCACUAGGGGCAGUGCAACAUCUUUAUAUAAUGAAAUACGUUAAUCUACAGGGUGUACCAACAAUCUCCUUACAUAGUGGACUAUGUUCACCAGCAUCACGUCGGUUGUGUCUUUAUGAGUGGAUGUUGGUGAAUGUCCACUUCUCGGUCUGCAACACUUAUAUAUAUAUAUAUAUAUAUAUA
This is a messenger RNA of Ictalurus punctatus (channel catfish), 1695 nucleotides long. RefSeq lists its product as uncharacterized. The record is from RefSeq and is a predicted model, not a curated record. Bases 150 to 1499 code for a protein of 449 amino acids. Lineage: Eukaryota; Metazoa; Chordata; Actinopteri; Siluriformes; Ictaluridae. The transcript is spliced from 11 exons.